GGGAAUAACAUUGGGUUUAAAAACAUCCAUUCUUUUAAUUGAAUUCCCUGAUAUUAGUUUGUUGAACAAAGCUGCAGAGCUGUGUAAAUAUGAUGGAAACAGCUGAAGACAUCUUGGUGUGACAUGAAAACCUGCCUGUCAAUAACUGAGGAUUAUCGAGGUCCGUGGAACACCUUCAUCUGCAGAGCCCCGUAUAAUCUGGAGCAGGAUAUAACAAGCUCCCGACUCCUCCUCAUCGUCAGCCUCUGUGGACGCAGCGCAGCAGAGGUUUGCGUCUCUGCGUGGGUGACGAAGCGAUGGCCGUGUUUUUGGACUCUGAGUUCCCUCUGAUCAAGCAGAAGCAGCAGAAGGAGCUGGUGGAUCUGAAGAUGCGGUUUGGAGAACAGGAGGCCUGCAAAGAUGGUCAGAGUGAGAGCACUGUGUCCUCUCAGGAGGCAGACAGAUGCCCUGCUUUGAUGGAGGGCCAGAGGAAAAGGAAGAGGACCAUAUUCAGUCGAGCCCAGCUGUCUGAGCUGGAGCAGGCCUUCGCUGUGACUCCGUACCCGGACAUCACCCUCAGGGAGAGGCUGGCUGCACACACACACCUGCCAGAGAGCAAGAUACAGGUCUGGUUUCAGAACAGAAGAGCCAGAAGUAUCAAAACAGGCAGACUCAGCAGACCCACCAAGUCCGAAGGUAGGGGUCGGGGUUUCCUGGAGCCCCCUGUUGGACAUGGGGCCUCCACUUAUCCAGCCACAACCAGCCUGGCAGAUAUAUUCAGGCAGGACCAGAGCCACUCCUGUGAGGAGGUGCCUCCGCUUUACUCAGACUGGAUCCAGAUUUAUAGCAACCAGGCGUCGUCCACGCCUCCUUCGUGUCCGUCCCUUCCUCAGCAGCCGCCGCCGAAGCUGCUCCAGAGCUGCUCCAAAGCACCAGACGGUCACCGCUGGGAUGAAGAGCAGCAGCUGGGCUCGAGAUUCAGCAGCUUCAUUACUGGAUCAUUUCCGCAGCCAAUCAGCAGGCAGAGUCAUCACCAUCCCUCCACGCGCUCCUACCAGGCGUUUACAAACUUCAAAACUCAGAGCCUGGCUCCACCUCUGACCCAUCAGCACAUGUAUGGAGCCAACUCUGGAACUGGAGGACACAGCUCAGUAGACCAGGUUGUCCCUUCACACCCUCAACCAAUGUACUGGGAGGUCACUCAGGGUCAAGGCCACCGCCAUCAUCAUCAUCAUCAUCCACAAAUAGGACCUCAGACUUCCAUGGGUUACAUCUCAGAUCUGAUCUACAAUGCUGCCAUUGUGACCAAUUUUCUUGAGUUCUGAUGACCAAUGAACAUAUUUGGACCCAUUCCUGUCCAAUUUAGCAAUUGAUUAAUCGUGUUAAUUAUAGUAUACAGAAUUAAAAGGGCCAUUUUGCUGAAAGAGAAACACAGGUAUUAAGCCAAAACUGUACAAAAAAUAUACACAUUUUGCAUUAAAAUCCUCCCCACCUUUGUCUGUGAAUAUGCUAAUCUCCUCGAGUGGCACAGCGUCACUGGGUUCAAAUUCUGUAUAUAAAAUUCAUCUGGCAUCUAAUUAUUAGAUCAGCUCUACACUGUGGAGAUUUUAAGUUAAGCAGAAAUAUUUUUCAGGUGCACAUGCA
Xiphophorus couchianus (Monterrey platyfish) is the source of this 1623-nucleotide messenger RNA. RefSeq names its product SEBOX homeobox (gene sebox). The coding region runs from base 297 to 1304 and encodes 335 amino acids. Lineage: Eukaryota; Metazoa; Chordata; Actinopteri; Cyprinodontiformes; Poeciliidae. The transcript has 3 exons. The record is from RefSeq and is a predicted model, not a curated record. Gene Ontology annotation, molecular function: DNA binding.